UUGUUUAUUUUUACCAAACAACGCCUUAAUAGAACUAUAGACUAAAAAACGUACAAUCACUAAGGUCCAAGACUCACUUAAAAACUCCUUCCCUGAGCUGGCCAGUGCCACCACUUCCCGGAGAUCCGAUCAACAAACUACCACUCCGCCACCAACACUCGCCGCAACAAUGACGGAAUUCCUAGAAUUAGAAACACAAGACGCCGUUAGGAUGCCGUGGAACGUAUUGCCGGGAAGCAAAUCGGAGGCCGCGCAAUGCGUAAUUCCUGUUUCCGCAAUAUACACACCGUUAAAACCCUUCCCUAACACUCCUACUCUUCCUUACGCACCACUCCGUUGCCGCAAUUGCCGAUCGGUUCUCAAUCCUUUCUCCAUCGUUGAUUUCUCGUCUACUAAGAUCUGGAUCUGCUGUUUUUGUCUUCAGCGUAAUCACUUUCCUCCGAGUUAUCAGUCUAUAUCGGAGACUAAUAUGCCGGCUGAGUUGUUCCCGCAGUAUACUACCAUUGAGUACGAGAGUCCUUCGGAAAAAGCUUCGAUGACGAACCCGGUUUUUCUUUUCGUGAUCGAUACUUGUGUUAUUGAAGAGGAGAUUGGUUACCUGAAAUCAUCUUUGCUACAGGUAGUGGGCACAUUGCCUGAGAAUUGUUUAAUUGGCCUAAUCACAUUUGGGACCUACGUGCAUGUUCAUGAGCUAGGGUUUGGUCAGAUUCCAAAGGUUUAUGUGUUCAAGGGGUCAAAGGAAGUUUCUAAAGAUCAAGUGUUGGAGCAAAUGGGCUUCUUUGCAAAUAAGCUUAAACCAACCACAGGUGUCAUUGCUGGGGUUAGAGAUGGACUUUCUCAAGAGAGUAUUUCUCGGUUUUUGUUGCCUGCAUCUGAGUGCGAGUUUACACUUAACUUGAUAUUAGAAGAGCUUCAAAGAGAUCCUUGGCCCGUGCCAGCAGAUCAUCGAGCUGCACGGUGCACUGGUACAGCAUUGAGUGUUGCUUCUCAUUUGUUGGGUAUAUGUGUUCCAGGUUCUGGGGCCAGAAUUAUGGCAUUCUUAGGUGGGCCCUCAACAGAAGGGCCAGGUGCUAUUGUGUCGAAGAUUUUGUCUGAGCCCAUAAGGUCUCACAAGGAUCUGGACAAAGAUUCUGCACCGUUGUAUCAUAAGGCUGUGAAGUUUUACGAGGGAAUUUCGAAGCAACUUGUGCAUCAAGGGCAUGUACUGGAUGUUUUUGCUUGUGCACUUGAACAGGUUGGCCUUGCUGAAAUUAAAGUUGCAAGUGAGAAAACUGGUGGACUUGUUGUUCUGGCAGAAAGUUUUGGCCAUAGUGUUUUCAAGGAUUCUCUGAAACAAGUUUUCCAGUCAGGUGGCAAUGAUCUUGGACUGUCAUCAAAUGGUAUUUUUGAGGUCAAUUGCUCUAAAGAUAUGAAAGUUCAGGGAGUUAUUGGUCCUUGUGCUUCACUUGAAAAGAAAGGUCCUUUGUGCUCUGAGGUUGUCGUAGGUCAGGGAAAUACAACAGCUUGGAAGAUGUGUGGUCUUGAUAAAACUUCAACAUUUUGUUUAAUAUUUGAAGUUGCCAAGAAGGAGAGCCCAGAUGCAAUUGCUCAAUCUGCCAAUUCACAGUUUUAUUUCCAGUUUUUGACAUAUUAUCAGCACCCUAGCGGACAAAUGAGAUUUCGGGUUACUACUCUUUCUAGAAGAUGGGUUGCUGGACCUGGAAGUGUACAGGACCUCAUUGCUGGAUUUGAUCAAGAAGCAGCUGCUGUGGUAAUGGCACGGCAAGUUUCUUUCAAAAUGGAAACCGAGUCUGAUUUUGAUCCCAUCAGAUGGCUGGAUAAGUCAUUGAUACAUAUAUGUUCUCGGUUCGGUGACUACCAAAAAGACACUCCAUCUUCUUUUACUCUAUCUCCUCGUUUUUCAAUAUUUCCCCAGUUUAUGUUUCACUUGCGGCGGUCUCAGUUUGUCCAGGUCUUUGGGAACAGUCCAGAUGAGACGGCAUAUUUUAGAAUGAUUCUGAACCGGGAAAAUGUUGCUAACUCAGUCGUGAUGAUUCAGCCCUCUUUGAUAUCUUAUUCUUUUCAUUCUGGUCCGGAACCAGUCCUCCUUGACGUGGCGGCAAUUGCUGCUGAUAGAAUCCUUCUUCUAGAUUCUUAUUUUACCAUUGUCGUAUUUCAUGGAUCAACUAUUGCUCAAUGGAGAAAAAUGGGAUAUCAUGAACAGCCUGAACAUCAGGCAUUUGCUGAACUAUUAAAAUCUCCUAGAGAAGAUGCAGAGGCCAUUAUUCGCGAAAGAUUUCCAGUACCACGUUUGGUCAUUUGCGAUCAAUAUGGAUCUCAGGCCCGUUUUAUGCUAGCAAAGUUGAAUCCUUCUGCCACAUACAACUCUGAUGCUCCUCCUAUUCCUGGUGGAGAUAUCAUAUUCACGGAUGACGUUAGUUUUGAGGUUUUCUUGGAUCAUCUGCAGCGGUUGGCUGUUCAUUAGAGUCCAUGACACAUCUUCAGAGUCUAUCAGUUAUAAGCGGAGAAUUUUGUAAACUUUUUAUAUUUGGAUUGAUUGUACAGCAAGACAAUUUGACAUUUAAUUUUGAAAAUCAUUUUUACAUGGCUUAGUUAUUUACAACAUCUUGUAAUGUUUCUGUAUUAUGAAAUCUCUGAGGUUUUGUUAGACAUCAAAGAAAAGAAAAAACUUGUAAACACUGGGGUGAGAACAUACAGCAAGUUGAUUCAAUUUAUUAGGGGCUGAGUUAUGUUAUUAAUUCAAAAUUAACUACUUGUACACGACAA
Solanum dulcamara is the source of this 2766-nucleotide messenger RNA. Its product is annotated as protein transport protein SEC23 C. The coding region runs from base 170 to 2464 and encodes 764 amino acids. The record is from RefSeq and is a predicted model, not a curated record. Gene Ontology annotation, molecular function: GTPase activator activity; zinc ion binding. The transcript has 13 exons. Lineage: Eukaryota; Viridiplantae; Streptophyta; Magnoliopsida; Solanales; Solanaceae. Gene Ontology annotation, cellular component: COPII vesicle coat; endoplasmic reticulum exit site. Gene Ontology annotation, biological process: intracellular protein transport; COPII-coated vesicle budding; endoplasmic reticulum to Golgi vesicle-mediated transport.